This is a messenger RNA of Westerdykella ornata, 463 nucleotides long. RefSeq lists its product as uncharacterized. NCBI's taxonomy places the organism in Eukaryota, Fungi, Ascomycota, Dothideomycetes, Pleosporales, Sporormiaceae. The record is from RefSeq and is a predicted model, not a curated record. Bases 106 to 390 code for a protein of 94 amino acids. The transcript has a single exon.
CUCAGGGAUACGGAGUUGUUUUGGUGGGAGGAAGGGAGGGCGAAGGGGCUGAGAAGUGAAUUCAUGGAGGAUUAAAACGGGUGAGUACUGUUUGGACCGGGAUCGAUGGAGAGAUCUUCACACCGGGCCUUCAGCACGCUGUUGCUCUGCGCCGUUGUCAUUUUCGUCCUCUUCGUUCUCUCUACCUUCGUAUCCGGCAUCCAAGGGUCAGCUUGCUCCCAUAGCUCUGUCCUUCCAAAACAAAGCACUGUCGAGGUGGUGUUCACCUCUCAAGCGUCAGAUUAUGCGAGAUCUACUCUGUCACACGGCGUGGUUCUCGUCAAAGAGGCGAAAUUUAUUUGUCGGAUAUGGCUUUUCUCAAUCAGUUCUAGAUUCAAGGACGUAUGUUAGCCCCGCUUCUACUUGGUUAUAUGUGGUAUGAUGGAAGGAUAUUCUACCACCAGAACAGAAGAAGUCCUAGUGG